CCAAAAUGCCCCGAACUUCCCUCCCAUUUUCCACUUCCAACACCACCCGCAAACCUAGGGUUCCAGACUUUCCAAUUCAAACACCUCCUUCAAAUUUUCCCCAUUAACGUUCAUUGGCUUUCCCAAUUUCACAUUCCACAAUUUGCUUUCACUCUCAGAAAAAUGAACCCAAACGCGCCAGACCCAUUCCAAACCAUGCUAAAAGAGUCCGUCCACCGGUUCUUAGCCGAAUACCGGAAGGGCGCCACCGAUUUCUCUAAUUUCGGCUCCAUCUUUUCUCGAUUACUGCAAAAUCUACCCGAUCCACCCCUCGAAUUCGUCUGGUUCUACUCGGCGCUAACAUUUCACUCGGCCAAGCUCACAGGCACAGCCCAAGAUGAUUCUUCAAAGCGGGUCUCAGUAGUUAAAGAACUGUUCCAAUUACUGGUCUCAUGCUCGUCUCCUUGCGGCGAGCCUAAAAGAAUUGCGAUGCUCGCUCCGGUUAUUUGCGAGCUUUACUGUUUGGUGCUCGAUAAGAAAAGUUUGAACCCGGAGGUGGAGAGUUUACUAGAGGGGCUUGUUUGUUAUAGUAGCAUUUGCUGCGGUGCGGGACUUGAAGAAGAGGACGCGGGGUUUGCGGGUUCGGGCUUCUCGGACGUGUUGCAUGCGUGGACGGUUGAUAAAAUUGGGAUUGGGGAUGAGUUGAGAGUGGUUUUUCCGAUGGUGAGCGAUGGAGUGCGUAAGGCGAUCAGGAUGGGAUGUGGGGUUGGUUACUUGGCUGGGGUUGUGAUGUGUGAGGCUUUACUGUUGAGGUUGUGCUUCAAGUUCUGGCUCGGGUCGGGUAGUUCAAGAAUGGAGCUAGAGAAGGAUGUGCGCGAUUCGGCGAUUCAUAUGAUAAAUGGGUUCCGGAGCUUUUGGUUUCUUGAUACUCUUCUCAAGAUGCUGUUAGAGCCAAAUUUUCCAUUCACUUCCCUACUGAGUUCUGAAGAUGAGGCACUUUUACAAGAAGUUCUGCAUGAUGUUGUCAUAAGGUUAGGAUAUCCAUUCCUUGAACCUCCAAGAGGGAUUCAGCUGGCCGAAAAACACUUGAAAAAUCUUAUUCUGACAUGGUUGCUCGUUGUUGACACUGCCAUACAUUCUGUUAGGGAAAAAGGUAACCAGGCCAGAGCCUUUUCUUAUAUUAAUGCCUUCUCUGAAUCUUGCUUACCUUCUCAGUUGAUCAAAUGGGUCUCUAUUCAGACUAUUACCAGGCAAAAAAUAAGCAAACCUGACGCUUCCACUCCUGUAACUCUUCUUAGGUGGCUACUAAUUCUAGAAGAGCAAGGGGUUAGAGUAUUUGAUUGUGACAUCUUGAAGCUCCAGGUCAAAGCAGUAAUUUGUAAGUCGAAAGUAGAGUGUGUUCUUCCAGAACUAAAACCAGAAGGCAAGAACCUGGAUGAAAAGCCUCGGUUUAGUUCUUCUGAGGAUGUGAGAGAGGAAGAUAAAUUUGAUGGUGAUGUAGAGAUGACUGAUUCUGUGGAGACUGCACUUUUGCGGGCUGAUGGCAUGAUGAAGACAACAGCAACUAAUGGCACAAGAAAACGCAAAGAAGGGACUCAAGAUGAAGAGGAACCAUAUUUUAAAUUUGUCAAGAAUCACUUUCAUGAGAGUUCGGUGAGAGAGAAGUGUUCAUGUAUGGGUAAAGACGAUGGUUUUAACAGAAGUGAGAUGGACAAUUCAGUUUCGGUGAAGAUAUGGAAGAUGUAAAGAAAUGAAUUUUGUUUGAUGCAACAGUAUGGGGACUGGAGGAUUAGCAAGCCAUAAUUGCUGCUAUCUGGAUACCAUUUUGCCAAAAUAGCCUUGCGGCGUGAUUCUUGUUAGUUGUUACUGCAGCCUGUUUCCUUGCUUUUGGGUUUUGCUAUCUUUGUUGUGAUAUAAACUUUGGGAAUAGAUAAGAAAAGCUUGAGCAACCAAACAUUUCUGUGAUUGAUCUUUAGUUUUAUUCCUUGGAGAGAUGCUGAGAAAAUGUAACACUGGCCUAUUGUCAUGCUGACAAUAUUGAGGCUGAUUGCCAUGUGCUACUCAAUACUUGAGCUGAAAAGCCUCUUUUGAACUCAAAUUACCUUUGUAUUAGAGAUGUUUCAGUUUAUGAUAGCAUUAUAUUCAAGUGUAACAUUUUGACGUUGAAUGAUUAAUAUUAGAUGC
This is a messenger RNA of Corylus avellana, 2163 nucleotides long. RefSeq names its product SNF2 domain protein. Lineage: Eukaryota; Viridiplantae; Streptophyta; Magnoliopsida; Fagales; Betulaceae. The record is from RefSeq and is a predicted model, not a curated record.